AUGGUCUCCAACAAAGCCCUCAUCUACACAAAACUACCCACCCACAACCCAGUCGUCGGCGAACACCUCCAAGUCGAAUCCCUCCCAGACUUUGAUUUGAAUCAACAUGUCCCCGAAGGAUCCGCAAUCAUCAAGGGUCUCUACUUCAGUUGUGACCCUUACAUGAGGGGGCGAAUGCGUCCGCCCACAAAGAGCAGUUACGCACCUCCGUUUGAGAUUGGGAAACCCAUUGCGGCUUAUGCGUUGGUGCAAGUCUUGCGUCUUGAAGAUGGGAAAGAGAGUGCUACCACAGCUGGGGGGCAGACGUAUGGCAAGGGCGAUAUUCUGUACGGCCUCUUUGACAUUGCGGAGUACAGUCUUGUUGGCAAGCAGUUGCUUCAGCAUCCAUACGUCAACAAGGUUGAGAAUCCGUACAAUUUGCCACUAUCAAAUUUCCUGAGUGCGAUGGGAAUGACCGGGUUGACGGCUUACUCGAGUUUGUACGAGAUUGGGAAACCUAAAAAGGGAGAAACCAUUUUUAUAUCCUCUGCCGCGGGUGCGGUGGGACAGAUUGUAGGUCAGAUCGCGAAGAAGGAAGGGCUGAAGGUCAUUGGCAGUGUGGGCGAUGAUGCAAAGUUAGACUUUAUCGUCAAUGAGUUGGGUUUUGAUAGCGGGUUCAAUUAUAAAAAGGAAACUUCGGUGUUGGAGGCACUCCAACGACAUGCGCCGAAUGGCGUGGAUAUAUAUUACGAGAAUGUGGGAGGGGAGCACCUGGCGGCUGCGCUCGAGUGUCUGAAUGUUUUUGGACGGAUUAUCGCGUCUGGAAUGGUGUCGCAAUAUAGUUUACCACCUGAUGACCGAUACCCCAUCAAAAAUCUGACACAGAUCAUCCCCAAACGUAUUCGAUUCCAGGGAUUCUUGGUUAAUGAUCCAGACUUUGGUCCUAAGUAUGUCAAGGAGAGGGACGAGCGUGUGCCACAGUGGCUUGCUGAAGGCAGUAUCAAGACCAAGGAACAUAUUGACGAAGGAAUUGACCAGGCUGGUACAGCAUUUGUGAAUAUGUUGGCCGGAAAGAACUUUGGCAAGGCCAUUAUCCAUGUUGCUGAUCCAGAAUAG
Molecule: messenger RNA, 1095 nt
Organism: Talaromyces marneffei
Lineage: Eukaryota; Fungi; Ascomycota; Eurotiomycetes; Eurotiales; Trichocomaceae
Exons: 4
Coding region: 1-1095 (364 amino acids)
Molecular function (GO): oxidoreductase activity, acting on the CH-CH group of donors, NAD or NADP as acceptor
Source: RefSeq, a predicted model, not a curated record